Priceomyces carsonii is the source of this 1770-nucleotide messenger RNA. RefSeq lists its product as uncharacterized. Lineage: Eukaryota; Fungi; Ascomycota; Pichiomycetes; Serinales; Debaryomycetaceae. The coding region runs from base 1 to 1770 and encodes 589 amino acids. The transcript has a single exon. Gene Ontology annotation, molecular function: L-amino acid transmembrane transporter activity. Gene Ontology annotation, biological process: amino acid transmembrane transport. Gene Ontology annotation, cellular component: membrane. The record is from RefSeq and is a predicted model, not a curated record.
AUGGGUAGAUUCAAAUCAGGAAUUAUGUUUAGGCAAGCUCGAACUAAGGUAAUUGAUGGUGCAUUGGGUACCUUUUCGGGCGGGAAGAAAGAAAUUGUAUCUCUUGAAACAAUUGAGUUAACAGGAGAAGAUGACACUCAAAAUUCAAAUGGAGCACCAGUUGAAAAGGAGAAUCCCUUAGGCUAUAAUUUAGACUACUUCACAGCAUUUUACAUCAUCAUUCAAGGUGUCAUAGGAACUGGAAUUUUCGCUACGCCAGCUAGCGUUUUGAGCUCAAUUGGGUCUAUUGGUGCUUCUUACGUUUUAUGGGUGUCUGGCUUUAUAAUAGCCCUUUUUGAAAUUUCUGUCUAUAUUGAAUUUGUCACUUAUUUUCAAAGGAGAUCAGGAGGGGAUGUUGCUUAUUUAGAGCAGUCUUACCCCCGCCCUGCUUUCUUGGUGCCAACGACAUAUGCAGCCGUCUCUGUGCUUUUAUCCUAUAUGACAUCGUCUGCUGUUGCAUUUGGCCAAUACAUUUUGAGUGCCGCAGAUGUUGAGAUUACAACAUGGAGGCAAAGAGGGAUUGGUGUCGGGGUCUUGACCUUCGUAGCUCUUGCUGCUGGAGCAAAUACAAGGAUAUCGAUGAAGAUCUCAAGUAUAUUGGGCUUUAUGAAAAUGGUAUUUCUUCUUUUCAUUAUUAUCACGGGUUUUGUUGUUAUGGGACGAGGGACAAGUGUUACUGACUCACUUGCUAAUUUUAAAAAUGCAUGGGAAGGAACUACAAGAGAUGGAAAUGCUAUAUCAAAUGCGAUAUUAAAGGUUUCAUUCUCAUAUAGUGGUACACAAUAUCUCUUUUGUGUCGUUGGAGAAUCAGAUCCAAAAAAGACGAAGAAUAUGUUUAGAUAUUUUGUUCCAGCUGUUGUAUUUGCAAUUUUAGUGAUAUAUCUUUUGGUGAUAAGUUCUUAUUACGCUGGGUGUGGGACCGUUGAAGAAAUCAAGAAUUCGGGAACGCUUAUUGCUUCGUUGUUUUUUGAAAAUGUGUUUGGAUCAAAAAGCGCACAAAAGGCUCUCAGUUCGUUAGUCGCAAUUUCCGCUCUUGGCCAUCUUUUUGCGGCAUUUGUAGGGCAUUCAAGAGCACUUCGUGAAUGUGGCAGACAAGGGGUUUUGCCAUUUUCACGUCACUGGACUAGUACAAAGCCCUUUGGAACUCCUCUUUUGGCCAUUUUCGCUACCUGGAUAGUCAAUGUGAUCGUUUUAGUUGCUCCUCCGGCAGGUGACGCGUAUAACUUUAUUAUUGAUCUUUCAUCAUAUGCGAAUUAUAUUUUCAAACUAUUAUUAGUAGUUGGCUUAGUAUUGGUCAGGAGAGAGAGAAAAGCAAAAGGAUUAGGAUCCGCUGGGUGGAAAGUUCCGCUACCAAUAUUAAUUAUCACGAUUUUUUACGAAGUUUUUGUGAUUGCAAUGGCUUGGGUUCCACCAGCUGAUGGAACUUUAAAAGGGUCAGAUGUUUCCUUCUUCUAUUGUACUUAUGCUAUUGUAUGUAUUGGGAUAUUGGGACUAUGUGUCUUAUAUUAUUUUCUAUGGGCUAAAGUGUUCCCGAGGGUAUGGAAUUAUGAGCAUAGAGUGUUGUAUUAUGAGUUGGAAAAUGGCGAAAAAGGUCAUACUGUGAUUAAAGUUGACAAAAGCGAGGUGGAAGAUUGGGAUCAUGAACAUGACAAUGAUGGAAAACACAUUAGGGACACUGAACUGGUUUUGAAUGAAGUCGAGCUCAUUGAAACCAACAAAGAGAAAGGAUAG